Molecule: messenger RNA, 10280 nt
Organism: Porites lobata
Lineage: Eukaryota; Metazoa; Cnidaria; Anthozoa; Scleractinia; Poritidae
Source: the annotation of a GenBank genome assembly
UGAAUCGUUGAAUUUGCCUUCACUGAGUGUUUCGCUGUUUUUUACAAGCUGGAUUUCGGCCAAAAGGUAAGCUAGUCAGCGCCUUUACAAAGAAAAUUUUAUUCACUACUAGCCAAGCGGAAAGAAUUGAUUUAAUCUCACCUUUUGAAAAUAUUCUUAGCGUGAAUAGUGAUAAUCACAAGCGAACACAGUUUUAACGAAGCCAACAAAGGACAAUGGAAUAGAGGUGAGAAGGCUUUAUUUUCUAUGAUUUUGAUUUCUUUCUUUUUCUAUUUUUCUGUUGUGUCUCUUUCCUUUUGGCCAAUUGUGAAUUCCUCUCGAAAUCCACCACGCUAGUGCUCUUUUAAGCAUUCGAUCGACCGCUCACAGCCUAUUGUGAUUUCACAACUUAGCACACACCGGAUUAUUUGUAACCCCUUAUUAAUAACUAGCAAUCUUUUGGCAAAUUUUAUCAAUGCAGCUGUGUUAUUAAAAUAUGCUGACAGCUUCGAUACUGUAACUCCCAGGGUCAUUAACUUACAUAUAAACAAUAUCUAAAUGUUCGUCAUAAAGAACUGUUCUAAAAUAUACAGCAAUAAAAUAUGAAACAGGAUUUAUUGUCAAUAUUUUAACUCCCAUAGGGCACUCAACUUCCAAAGUUGCUUCAUCUUGUCGAGUCAAUCGCCAUUACAAAUCAUUUGAACAUGCUUAAAUGAGAGAUUAAUCAGAGAUUUAUCUUAAGAAUCACAGGUUUUGAUAAUAAUGAUAAUGAUGUGAAGUAUAUGAAAUAAUUCAUUUUUGAACUGCGGUUGUAGAUGAAAGUGAAGAAUGAUCAUCGCAGUAAAUUUUCCAAUUUCCAUUGGUAAUUUUCCAAUUGCUCAGUUGGUAGAGCAACGCACCGGCAACGCGGAGGUCACGGGUUCGAAUCCCGUUGAAGCCCUUAUUUUUUUUCAGGCUUCUUCUUUCCAAUUGCUUAAAUUGGAAAAUUUACUGCGAUGAUCAUUCUUCACUUUUAAUAAUGAUAAUGAUGAUGAUAAUAAUAAUAAUAAUAAUAAUAAUAAUAAGUAAUGGUAACAAGACUGAGUGGAGUCCAAUUUGGUCUGUAAUCAUACAAGUGAUUAACAAAAUCUGCGGGAGUCCAAUUUGUUUAAUCACAAGUAUGAUUACAGACUGAUUUGGAUGACACAUAAGAAAUUCCAAUGUUUUUUUGCUAGCAGUGAUAAAAAGCCAUUUAAGCGUGCACGUGAUUGUGCAUACUGUCCCAUUACUUAUAGGCAUGACGCAUACUGUCAGGGCAGUUCAUGGCCAAUCAGAUCUGAGAAUUUUGAUUUAUAGUUAUGUUUAUAAUAAUAAUAAUAAGAGGAAGAAGAAGAAUAAGAAUAAGAAUCCUUAUACAGGGAGCUCAGUGCACAAGGAGUGAUAUUCAGUGAGCCCCUGCAAAACAAUAGAACAAUAAAUGAUCUUAGAUAAAUGAAUACGUAGUAGUUAUAAAAAGUGAAAAAGUUAAGAACUAAAAAUUUAACUGAUAUAAACUACAGGUUAAAAAUGUUAAAAUGUCAGAUAGAUUAAAAUAUUAAAAGCUAACAAAUAUCUAAAAUAUAGUGCUUUUUAUGCUCUGUUUAACCCUUCAAGGACUGCUCUGGUUGUUUCCUUUCCAUAUGGAACGAUGCAUAUUUUCCUUGCUGGACCCAUGUAGCGUUUAGUUUAAGUUAAUAUAUCAGUAAACAACAACAUCAGCGAAGAUAAAUCUUUCCAUCGAUGCCUUGUUUUGGUUAUUUUGACCAAUCCUAACAGAGUUACCAUAUUUCCUCGAAUAAUAGCCAUCCCUCAAUUAAUUGCCUCCCUCGAAUGAUUGCCCCCUCCCACCAUAGGUAACCCGAUAUCGAUACCCAUAGCAGUAAAUCUGGAGGAUGAGGCUGAAGUGGAGUCUGAUCUAGCAAAACUGAUCAGUCACGACGCUGAGGAUAUUGAAAAUGGUCCAAAAAAAGAAAUAAUCGCCCCCAGCGAUUAUUUGAGGAAAUACGGUACACUCAGAAAAAAGGUUACAUUUUGAGGAAAAAUCCACUGCCAAUUUCGCUGUUUACCUACUUCUCUUUGAAGAUUAAAUUUCUAUCUUUCCUAAAAGUUGGCCAGCCACAAUUCCAUACAAAGGAAAGAUGAUAAAGUGGACAAGAAAACUGUGAAUAAGAAUUAAGGCUAAGGAAAAGAAAGGAGAGCGAGAGAGAAAGAUCGAAAUAGAUUGCAGAAAAGUCCAAAUUUUGGCUUCUGCGCAUGGGUGGAAAACAAAAAAAGCUGUUUAAUUAUCUAGAAUUAGUCGGAAAAUAUGCCCUUUUUGUUGCAAAAUUCAUUUUAGCCAUUCUUAUGCUAAUUAGCCCGAAAACCAGUCCAAAGAAGAGCAAUAGGCCUUUUGCAUUAGUUGAUCACAUGAUCAACUUUUGGUAAACAUGAAAACAGUUUGCUUUUGAAAAAUUUUGUUAGCACAAGCUGAAAGAACAUAUUAAACUUAGGUAAACUGUAAAUUUUUGGCCGUAUAUCUCAACAGUAGCAAUUGCAACAGCCGCAGAAAAUUAGAAGGAUUUUUUUGAGAAAAAUUGUUUUCCAUACAAAUCCUUCUAAAUUUCAAAAUUUUCAAACUGUCGUGAAAUAUUUCCCUAAGCAUUACGGAGCUCAAAUCUCCUUUAAAUUCAUAACAGGCACUUAGAUCCCUUAAAUGAAUUAGGGAAAGAUUUAAUGAAAGUCUAAAAAUUUCAAAAUUUACAAGCAUUUGUAUGGAAAACCAUUCAAGUGUGACUGGGUGGUAAGUGGUGUUUUCCUCAUACAAAUCCUUCUAAUUUUCACUGGCCUUUGCAAUCACUACUUUUGAGAUAUACGGCUGAACAUUUACAGGUUACCUAAUUUUAAUAUGCUCUUUCAGCUCAUGCUAACAAAAGUUUUCAAAAGCGAACUGUUUUCGUGUUUACCGAAAGUUGAUCAUGUGAUCAACUAAUGCAAAAGGCCUAUUGGUAAAAGACGCGGUUUUCGCGCAAAUCGCUGGCUGUCACCAAAGGGUUAAAAAGAAGAGGAGAGUUAAUUUCUUUAAAAGCGAUGCAUUUAAGAAGUUCCAUUCCUUAGUUCAUCGCUUUCGCAUCUUGUUUUUUGAAAAAGUCUGGAAAAAGUCUUGAAUUUUGAAGGGAUUGAAAAUUCAAAUCAGGCUUCAUGUGAAAGCUUAUGAAUCAAUUUAUUAUUAGUAAUUUAUUAGUUCAAGUGGUAACGUACUAACUUGAGGAUCUCUAGGCUACUGUUAGAGGUUCAAACACAGAGGUAGUUGACUUGUUUAUUCCAGCAGGAGCUCAUGCCGUGGGCCACUGCUUUCUGUGACUCCCAGUGCUCCUUCAUUUUUAUUAUGGUAGGGGUGAUAUUCCUGGGAAAUCUUGGUGGGAUUGCUUUGUUUCAUAAAACAAAGCCUUGCCCUAUUCAGGCUAUAGUAUGUGAUUUUCUCCACCAUGUUUGAGACCUGACCCAAAAGAGGCCGGGGCAGGGGUAGUAGUGUUGUUCCAAAAUUUGAUACCCUACGAUGUAUUUGCCUCUUUUUCAGAUCGGCAUUGUCUCGUUUUACCUAGACUAGCAAAAUAAUGCAAUGAAAUUUUCACUGGUUUCAGAUACACUGUUGGUGAACCUGUUUGUCUAUUAUUAGCAUGGCGACGGCAGCACCCUCACCCCUGACCAGUUGUGUAGAGGAGACAAAUGGAAACAAGCUAAGAAGACUGCUCAUCAAUGGUGGAACUACAGUGCUGAGGAAUACUUUUGAUUACUAUCACCCUCCUGCCAACUUGGUUGCUGAUCUUAGUUCCAAAAGUAUUCAUUCCAUUCUUACUAAACUUCGGCGUAAAAACAUUCUGAAAGAUAGUCAAUGGGACAAACUGUUUCCACCACCAGGUGGAGGGCCACCAAAUGCUAUUAACUUUGACAUCACUCUUCUGUUCCUCUUGCUGAGGAACAUUUGCGGACUGUCCCCUCUCCUUUCAGGCUGGGACAAAAUGCCUCCCCGCGAGCGACACUUCUAUAGAGGCUAACCUUGCUCGCAUUAAGUACUACCGAAACGAGCUCUAUGGUCACGUGGCAACAACUGGCAUUCCAACACCAGUGUUCGAUGUGAAAUGGCAUGAAGUAAGUUCCGUUCUUGUUUCGCUUGGUUUAAGUCAGUCUGAGGUAGACAGAUUAAAGAGAGAGCCUUGUGGGGAGGACUAUGUCAGCGCUGUUAUUGAAUGGAUGAAAAAUGACGAGGAGAUCCAAUUCCAGCUGAAAGAUCUACGUACAAAACAACAGCAAGUGCUCCAAACCCAACAGGAAGAUCACAGAACUCUUCACGAUACGCAUCAAAUAGUUGGAAAAGUGCAACAGACGCAAAUAGAAGCCAGCAAUUUGCAACAGGAGGACCACAGAACUCUUCAAGAUACACACCAAACAGUUUGCCAAGUAGAACAGACUCAAAUGGAGACUAGUAAAUUGCACAAAGAGGACCACAGAACUCUGCAAAAUACGCUCCAAAUGGUUAGCAGAGUGGAACAGACGCUUCAAGAUACACACCAGGCUGUUGGCAAUUUACAACAAAUGUUACAGGAAGUUCGGACAACCCAACAAGAAUUGCAGCAGCAGAUAAAGCGUGAGGCUGCAAACGCUGAAGAAAGAGGAGAUAAAGCUGAAGAGGAUGAAGCUCUGAGAAAAUUAGCAAAAGUUGAUACCGAGAGCGUCAUCCAGUAUCACUCUGGGAAAUACCAGGAGGGAACGCGCUUGCGCAUCUUUGAGAAGAUCAAGUUGUGGUUAGAGGACCUUACAUCUGAAAAUCGUGUUAUGGUAAUCAGUGGAGAUGCAGGAAUGGGCAAAUCAGUGAUCUCCGCUAUCGUUUGUCAAACAAUGCGACGUGCUGGUCGACUGUCGGGAAGUCACUUUUGUCAGCACAACAAGGCGCGUCCCAGAAAUCCUAAGAUAAUGCUUCAAUCGUUAGCUUAUCAGCUGAGUGAGUUUUUGCCACAGUAUAAAAGAGAACUUGUAAAAGCACUGUCAAGAAACGUGGGUGAAGACAUCAACAACCUAGAGGUUGGAGAUCUGUUUGAAUUGCUGUUCGAGGAGCCUUUAAGAAAGGUGAAUGACCCUGGUAAAAGUUUGCUUAUGGUGAUUGAUGGCUUGGAUGAAAGUGAAUAAAAAGGCCGCAAUGAGCUGGUUGAUGUCAUAGCUAAUCACUUCUGUACACUUCCUGGUUGGGUUCGAUUUUGUGUUACAACUCGACCGGAAAUAAAUAUCGCAGACCGUCUUAAAAAGUUCAACCCUGUUCUACUGGAACAUGAUGAUGAAGAAAAUGUAGAAGACAUCAGACUUUUCCUUGAAAGACAGCUGUGCAGCGUCAUUCAAUCAGGCUUUGAAGAAGUUGUUAUCGAUGCACUGGUCCGGGAGGCUGCAGGGCAUUUUUUAUAUGCUUAUUUGAUGGUCGAUUUUAUCAAGGAAAACGUUUCACUUCUCACCCCCGAGGAGUUAGGGAGAACCUUACCUUCGGGUGUGUCGUCUGUUUAUCAGUCCUACUUUGAACGUUUAGAGAAAGAAUUGAAAAUUGGUGAGGACCAGUUUUUGACUUUUCUAAGUGCUUUGGCGGCUGCAAGAGAACCGCUACCACUAGACUUUGUUUCUAAGAUGUUACUUUCUGACUCAAAGUCCCCAUCUGGUCAUCGGAAAGUAAGAAAAACUAUCGACUCUAUCUCAACCCUUCUUCCUGUUCAUGAUGACUGUAUUGUGUUCUUUCACAAAUCAGUUAAGGAUUGGUUGACUGAGAGAACUACCUACGGACUACACAACUUCUCUGUGGAUGAAAAGCAAGGUCAUGCCAUGCUUUCUCAGCUCUGUACUGAUGAAGUGAAUAACGUGAAAAGAAAAGGCGUUUACGGCACAGAAUUCAGUGACACUGCGAGGUACGCCCUACAGCAUGGCGUUUAUCAUAUGCUCCACUCUGGAGACCUGGAACAGAGUACAAGAACAUCCAGCUUUGAAGAAAUCGUUAACAAUUAUGUUACCGACUUAGACAUUGUGUAUGGAAAGCUUUGUGUAAACAACACGGCUAGCUCCGAAGAUAUUAUCCUUACGCAGAAACAAACUCAGUCACUGAGUAGUGAGAGCCAAAAAGCCCUUGGUACCUUGUUGUUUCUUUUGAGAAAGUACCACGAAAGACUUGCGACGAAUCCUAGUGCUUUUUUCCAAGUGAUGGUGAACGAAGGAGGAGACGUUUUUGCUGGUGAAGCGACAGAACUUUUACAGACCAAAUAUCAUGAAAUACCUUACAUGGAGUACAUUCACAAGGGGGCUACGGAGGAGGAGAUGGCGGUCCAGGUCAUGUUUCGCUGCACCUCUCGAGUGGCUUGUUUUGAUAUUUCACCCCAGCAGGAGUCCAUGGUUUGCGAAUGUAGGGAUGGAACGAUUCAACUGUGGUCGCUACAAACAGGGAAGCAAAUAUGGAAACGCCCGGUCACGGUCGAAAAACAUUACGUCGAUGACCUUGGCGUGUUUAGAGUGGUGCCCAACUCAUCUGUUUUGUCAUGUUAUCGCUCUGUUGUUUUUCACCCUACUGAGCCCAUUGUUCUUCCUGGAAUCCUUAGCCGUGCCUACUCAGUUAACGGAGAUUUCCUUCCACUGUUCCCUAAUAGCAACUGCAAAUUUACCGUUUGUUCAGUUAACGGGGAUAGGAUGAUUACAGAUUUCCCUGGUGAUGAAAAAUGCCUUGUCAUGUGGAGUCUAAAAAAUGGCGAUGAAAUUGAUCGGAUCUAUAGGGAGGAGGUUGUUUUGUCUUUUGCCUGGUCUCCAGAUCAAAAACUACUUGCAAUUUCUCAUGUCUCUGGAUUAGUGUGUUUGGUUGAUGCGUUGAAUUGCUUUGAGACACUUGCAGAGGUCACCACUUUUUUACCAUGUGGAAUGAUCAAGUUUGCCCCUAACCUCAAAGCCCUGUUUUGUUGGUGUAAACCAGUAAAGUCUAUGUGGGAGAGAUACCCAAAAGGCAUUCGCUUAGACAUUAUGAAAUUAACUUGUGGCAUAUUUUCCUUGAAUGUUAUUAACGAUAACGUUGACUUUGAGCCUUGGGAUUAUGAAUCAUCCAGCAAAGCUGGAUUCUUGAUGGGAGAUCCUGUAUCAUGUUUGUUCAGACGUUUGGGACCGUAUUGGACUCUUGUAGAGGGGGCGUUUGCGUUUGUCUUAAGCAAACAAAGUGUGUUGAGGGUAUUCCCUGGAAACAACCGCAUUGCCAUGUUCAGUCCUGAAGAAAUGAUAAUUGCAAGAACCACGUCUUGUAGAAGACUCGGUCACGUUGCCUUUGCUGUAGAUGGGAAGUCCGUUUAUGGUGUUACUGAAGACAAGGAAGCAGCAGUGGUAUCUUUUGAUGUAUCAAGUGGAAAACUUAAUGGAACGUUAGAGAUUGGAACUUGUCCUGAUCUCCAUUAUCCUAAACCGCCUCUUACGGCCUUAAACGUUUCUGACAACGGUAUUUGUCUUGUACCAGUGACCAAUGGCGUUCUUUUGAAACAACGUCAUCGUAGGACUGCUGUCCAGCUGUGGAAUUUUGAGUUGUCUCAGCAAGUCCGAAGUUGGCCCAGCUUAAGUGAGGUUACGUAUAUGAUGCCAGUUACAGACCAGCGUGUAGCAUGCGUGGGCAGAAGUUUUGAAGUAAGCAUCCUGGACACGUUAAGUGGAGAUAUAGUGAAGACCAUCUCCCUUUGUCAUGAGGGAUACGAGUCAACAUGUCCAAUUAUCUAUAAAGAAGCCAUAGAAUGUAACAGGAAAUUUCGACUGUUGUCCACUGCUCGUGACUCAGUUCAGCUGUCAGACGACGGAGAUAGUCUAUGGAAGAGUGAUUUUAAAGGUUCUCUGUUGUACUCUUGGAAUCUUCCUGGCAUGUUUUCUCCAACGGAAGAGUUUGUCCUAAUCUCGGCAAAAUCCCCUCAGAGUAAGCAAGAAGUGCACGUGCUUGAUGCAUUUUCAGGAAAAACUCUCCAGACACUAUGCACAGUCGAUCACAUUUUUAACUGUGCAUUUGUGAGUGAGACGGAAUGCGUUAUCGACUGCCAAAAUAUAUUGGAAAGUUUCUGUCUUCGGUUGUUCAAUAUUAUGACUGGAGAAUUGCUUAGUUUACUUUCUAUGGAGAAUAGGCCGGCAUGUUUGUCUUCCUUUCCCCAAGAGGGUUUGAUCGCUAUCGGCCUUUGGCAGUCCAAACGUAUGUGUGCAUUUGUCGCAGUCAAGCGGCCGCGAGACAAAGUCUGCAGGAAAGCAAAGGUGAGAAUGGCGUUCGUUCAUAAGAGUGAUUUCAGAGGUUUUUUUACUUUUGUGCCAAACACUGUCAAAGAAAUAUUGAGAAAGACACUGCUUGUUUCUCUACGGUUUUAUGUGAUUUGCACAUCGCCUAGCGUUCAUUGUUGAUAGUGACAGCAGAGGUACAGCUGUGAGACUGUAUUAUUUUGACACUUUGUCUAUGAAUUUAACAUACAUCCAUAUUGGAACUGCGGAAUGAAGAAAUGAACACAAACAAGAUCAUCCCAGUUAAAGACGCAAGUGUUGCGAUUGUUCAAAGAAAGCCGGAAAAACUGAACCCUGGCCUCUGCGAUACCUAUGCUGCUCUCUAACUACUGAACUAUAGUAAGCCAACAGGCUUUCUUUUUGCAGCUGUAUAAGUUGCGUCUUUGAAUGAUGCAACAUUAUCACAGACAGGGUUCGUACAGAGUCUUGAAUUCUUGAGAAAAAGUCUUAAAAUUUGCAAAGGAAAUUUGUGGAGCUUGGAAAAGUCUGCAAAAAAGAGGUCAAGUCUGGGAAAAUGGUGAAAAGUCUGGAGAUUCUUUGUUUUAAAGCUACAACAAAUGCUAAAUAAGUGAAAUGUUUUUCACGUGGUCAUCAAAUCUCAUUUAAUAUCGCCCUGUAACCAAGACAUUCAGUAUAAGUAUGAGAAGUUUCAGAACUCACUGUGUUAUGUCCACGUUGUACCUUAGGUACUGUACGAUUCCUUUGCAUCAUGGAAAAAAGAUUGGUUUCUGCGUUUUUCAAUGUCUCUAUUGAUUACCUAUUUGAUAACCUUGAGUCUGGAAAAAGAAAUUAUUGUCUUAGAAAAACGUUUGGAAAAAGUCUUUGGAUCCAAGAAUCUGUACGAGCACUGUACAUAGUCUCAUGAUUUGUGAACAGCGUAAAAUAUGAUGUAGUGAUUACGCACGAUUUUCUUAACAGGUUAACCGGUAAAGAACUUGAUCCCUUUUUGAUGGCUGAUCCGUUUGUGCAUCGGAAUUUAUUGGCCGCAGCUGAGCCAGCACUUAACUGUUUGUAAGGGAAAUGAAGCUUUCACGACAACUGAAAUCAUUGCCAGGAGUUCCUUAACCAAGGGCGUUAUCUGUUAAAUCACUGUUACAAGUCGUUCCUUGCCUUAUUUGGGACGCAUGACGAUGUCUUCAGUUUGGAUGGUUUGGUUGUGACUGUGGUGUUGUCUUUCCGCUUUAAGUGAACGUUUUGUGUCUCAUGGUUGUCUUUUCUUUGUUUUGUUUUUAAUCUUACAGGCCUUGAGUGUUCCACAAUGAUGGAUCUGAAGCUUGAUUUGCAUCUUCCAAAGCCAAGAGGUGAUGUGAACAAUCCAGCGUGAAAACCUCAUAAACGGAUGGUUCGAAACUUCUACAAUGGAAACCAUAUUAACAUGCAGGGUUUUCUGUUAAGGUCAUUGAAUUACUUUUAGCAAGUGGCAUAGAAAAGCCCCGGAACUGAUACUCUCUAUCAUAAUCAACAGCUUAAGAUUUGAGGCGUUGCUAGUUGUAAGGGUAGCUUUAAUUAAGAGUUUUUAAGGCAAGGUUUAAUAAAACAGAGAACCAUUAAGGAGUAAAGUACACUGUCGCACGAAGUAGCGUAAGGUUUAUACUUGAAUAGUUGUCAGUGAGUAUCGGACUUAGUAUAAGCAAGCAAAAGAAAACAUCAACCGAACUGAUGUUCUGUAUCAUAAACAGUAGGUCAAGGUUUAUAUUUCCUGAUGUUUGAAAGUUGCUUUUUUUUGGUCUAAGACUUAGUAAUUGCCGUUUAGGAACACCAGCGACAGAACUUGUGUUCAGUAUCACAAUCCAAUAGGUUAAGCAGGGGUUAAGGUUGUACAGACGAACCUCCCUUAACCGACCAAACACAAAGCGAAGACUUAGUGAUCGCUUACGAGAGUCGAACCAUCUGCUUUCUAGAAGAGAAUUUAUUGCGGUCAAUUUCUAAGUUAUGGUAUGUGUAGUUCUAUGUCGUCAUUGAAAGUUCUUAUACCUGUACUCUGAGUAGCGUAGUAC